Messenger RNA from Nelumbo nucifera (sacred lotus), 2318 nucleotides. RefSeq names its product nucleobase-ascorbate transporter 1-like. Gene Ontology annotation, cellular component: membrane. Gene Ontology annotation, molecular function: transmembrane transporter activity. Lineage: Eukaryota; Viridiplantae; Streptophyta; Magnoliopsida; Proteales; Nelumbonaceae. The record is from RefSeq and is a predicted model, not a curated record. Gene Ontology annotation, biological process: transmembrane transport.
CAGUGAUUGUUUGAGCAAUCAGAAAGGAAUUUAGGAGGAGACAAAGAACUGUGUAAUACAAUACUCAGUGAGUCGUCCCAUGCAGGUUCAUUGAGGAUAAUAAACAGUAGAGGACAGGGAUUUGUGGGCAUUAGUUCUCUAAGAGAGAAGUGGAGAGAUAAAUCUGAGCUGCUGAGAUUCUUCCAACAGGUUUGUUUGGUAUUCUGAGUUCUCUAAGCUUCUUCUAGGAUGGUUUGGUUCUGAUAAAUGAUUGGACUAAACUAGUUUCUUCAACUGUAAAGGACUAAAGGAGGAAGAACCACUGUAAACAAGAACCGGAAGUUUGCCAACCCUGCUUGAAAACAGUUUAGGUGAAAGGUGGUGAGCGUCAUGGGCGACAUUAAUCAUCCUCCCAAGGAACAAAUGCAGGAUCUGGACUACUGCAUCGAUUCAAACCCUCCUUUGGACCAGACAAUUCUCUUGGCAUUUCAAAACUACAUUGUGAUACUUGGAACAUCUGUGAUGAUACCUUCAUUUCUGGUCCCACUGAUGGGGGGCACAGAUGGUGACAAAGCAAGGGUCAUACAAACACUUCUGUUUGUAGCCGGCAUUAAGACUCUUCUUCAGACACUGUUUGGUACCCGCUUGCCUGUCAUUGUUGGUGGUUCAUAUUCUUUUGUGGUGCCUGUCCUCUCGAUUAUAGGUGAUCCAAAGCUGCAAAGGAUUCCAGACUCUAAUGAAAGGUUUAUACAGACAAUGAGGGCAAUUCAAGGAGCAAUUAUUAUAGGUUCAAGCUUGCAGAUUGUCUUGGGAUAUAGUCAGCUCUGGGGUAUUUUUUCAAGGUUUUUCAGUCCUCUAAGCAUGUCAGUUGUAAUGUGCCUAGUUGGCUUGGAACUACUGGAACAUGGCUUUCCUAAGGUUGGAGAAUGUGUAGAAAUAGGAGUUCCAAUGCUUCUCACACUUGUUGGGCUUUACCUGUAUCUCAAACACAUCAAGACAUGGAGGGAAAUUCCACUGUUUGAACGCUUCAGCAUUCUUAUAAGCAUAAGCUUAAUAUGGGCAUACGCCUUUCUCUUGACCAUAGUUGGAGCCUACAAACAUGUAUCACACGAAACUAAGCUUCACUGCCGCACAGACAGCUCCCAUCUGUUGUCCUCUUCCCCAUGGAUCAAGAUUCCUUACCCUCUCGAAUGGGGCCCGCCAACGUUCAAUGCCGGUCAUGCAUUUGCAAUGAUGGCAGCGGCCAUCGUUUCUCAGAUUGAGUCCACUGGUGCAUAUAUUGCUGCAUCACGCUUUGCUAUGGCUACUCCCCCUCCUGCAUAUGUACUGAGCCGAGGCAUUGGAUGGCAGGGAAUUGGAGUCUUGCUUGAUGGCCUCUUUGGAACGGGAACUGGAUCAACUGUAUCAAUAGAGAAUGUGGGACUGCUUGGGCUAUCCCGGGUUGGAAGCCGCCGAGUAAUACAAAUAUCAGCUGGCUUCAUGAUCUUUUUCUCAGUCUUAGGAAAGUUUGGAGCUCUAUUUGCAUCCAUACCCCUUCCCAUAUUUGCAGCAAUCCACUGUGUUCUGUUCGGUCUAAUGACGUCCCUUGGGCUAUCGUUCCUCCAAUUCACAAACAUGAACAAAAUGAGGAACCUGGUCAUUACUGGGCUCUCACUUUUUCUUGGGUUAUCCAUCCCCUACUAUUUUAACCAAACAUGGACUACUUCUGAACAUGGACUAGUGAACACCAGAGCCAGCUGGUUCAAUGCUUUCUUAAAUACUAUCUUCUCUUCGGCGCCAACAGUAGCCUUGCUGGUCGCUGUUUUGUUGGAUAAUACAGUGGACGUUGAGACCUCGAAGAAGGAUAGAGGAAUGCCUUGGUGGGAAAAGUUUAGAAACUUUAAAGGGGACGCAAGGAAUGAAGAGUUCUAUACACUGCCCUUCAAUCUUAACAGGCUCUUUCCCCCAACGUGAACUUGGCAGAUUGAUUAGGCAGGGAAUGCAGAAUUUAUUAUGUAACAGAAGCUAUUUUAUUUGUUUGUUUAUUAAAAUCAUCUAUACCCCCCCCCCAGCACUAAACAAACUGGAAAAAUGAUUAAGAAAGCAGAAUGGUAAUUCUUGAAGUUGGAACUUAGUUUCAUUGAUGUCUAGUAGUAUCAUAUAAAAGACAACAUCAGUAAUAUCUGCUAUUACUAUACAAAAGAAUAAGGCUGCAAUCUGUCUACUGAAACAUCUAAUUGAUUGAAUUUCUAGUUGGAGGAAAGGUAGGGAGCAAAGAUAAACGAGGCAAAAAAGUUAAGGAAAAAAUUACUGUAAAAAAUCACUUCAAGCAAGAAGAAUCAUGAUUAUAGUGGAGGAUA